Molecule: messenger RNA, 2110 nt
Organism: Manis pentadactyla (Chinese pangolin)
Lineage: Eukaryota; Metazoa; Chordata; Mammalia; Pholidota; Manidae
Gene: TSLIG1
Product: zinc finger and BTB domain containing 8 opposite strand
Exons: 7
Coding region: 54-575 (173 amino acids)
Biological process (GO): tRNA splicing, via endonucleolytic cleavage and ligation
Cellular component (GO): tRNA-splicing ligase complex
Source: RefSeq, a predicted model, not a curated record
GAGCGGAAGUUGUAAAUCAAGGCCGAAGUCCGGCAAAUGAAGGGCGGAAGUACAUGCCCAGUGCUGCAACUAUGGCGCAGGCAGAGGAGGAUGUCAGAGAUUAUAAUUUGACUGAGGAGCAAAAGGCGAUCAAGGCCAAGUAUCCUCCAGUCAAUCGGAAGUACGAGUAUUUGGAUCAUACAGCGGAUGUCCAGUUACACGCAUGGGGAGAUACUCUGGAGGAAGCAUUUGAACAGUGUGCAAUGGCCAUGUUUGGUUACAUGACAGAUACUGGGACUGUGGAGCCUCUCCAAACAAUAGAAGUAGAAACCCAAGGAGAUGACUUACAGUCUCUUCUGUUUCACUUUUUGGAUGAGUGGCUUUAUAAGUUCAGUGCUGAUGAAUUCUUCAUACCCCGGGAAGUAAAAGUACUUAAUAUUGAUCAAAGAAAUUUCAAAGUACGGUCAAUUGGGUGGGGAGAAGAGUUCUCAUUGUCCAAGCACCCUCAGGGAACUGAAGUCAAGGCAAUAACAUAUUCAGCAAUGCAAGUGUAUAAUGAAGACAAGCCAGAAGUUUUUGUGAUCAUUGACAUUUAAGAUAACAACCAAAAAAGACUCUUAUGAAGAACUUUCUCUUCCUUUUGAGAAAAUAACUUGAUAUAAAUUCUGCAGUAUCUGUUGAUAUAUGGAGAUUUGCAGAACAGAAACUUUUAAAGUGUGAUUUUCAGAAAUGGAAAAUCAAGGCACAGCUUUGGUCUCUGUGACCCAAAUACUCAAACUUCAAAGAAUUCUUCAGGUGGCAAGUGUGGUCCCCAUAUGUUAAUCCCCUGCUGUGGCAGUAGGCCCACCCUUCCAGUGGAAUGCAAGCCCUCCAAUCUGGUGCCAAGAGGGAUGAUUGAUGUAAGCAGCAGCCAAGAGACUAAAGCUUCCAUACUCUUAAUGAAUCCAGUUUGAAAGACAAAUAAUUAGAGAAAUCCUACAACCAGGAUUUUGCUUUUUUUUAAAAAUCGUAUGCUUUCUACAUGUACAUUAAGAGAGGUUGUGUUUUACAUUGCCGAGGGACAGAGCCAUCUUGUAUUCCAGUUGGUUUUCUUAGAAUAUAGUUGAAUAGUUCAACGACUUCCCUAGAAAGAGCCCUGAAUUUCUCUUUCAUGUUUUUUUAAAGCACUAAUGUAUUGACACUUGCCUGUUUUCCCAUAAGAAAAAGUUGAUGCCCUUAUAAAUGGGCCCUUCCUUCUAACAUGUAAUUUUAUAUUAAAGCCAGAGUAUUUAUACAAUUAGAGAAGAAAGGAGAAUUAAAAAAAAUUUUUUUGUUCUUCAUUAGGCCAGGAAAACAACUUUAAAAUGAUCUGAAUUUUUCAGAGUAGAUAGCUUUUAAGAAAUGGAACUGCUUUAAUUUGAUUUGCAACAUUAUUCUAUUCUCUGUUGUAUGCUUUGUUAUGAUACAAGAGUUUGCAAAGUUGUUAUUUAUUCACACAUACAUGAGAAAGUACUGCCACUGGGUGGUGCCAAAUGUCAUUAUAGUAUGGUAAACUUGACCUGAAAGGAAGAGAUUAUGAACUUUCUAGUUCUGUGAGCACUGCAUUAUUUUUCUCUGCAUAGUUGACAGAAAGCAGAGUUAGUGAAGACUAGGCUAGGAGCCUGUGGUUUGAGUAGUACCUCUUCAAAAGCAUACAUAGCAGGGUCACCAGCAUAGUGCUGCUUAACCUUCUUUAAUCUUGGGCAUAUUUUGCAAAUUUGAAUUGUGGCCCUCCAAGCAAAAGGUGCCUGGAAGAACCUCUUUACUUUUUUUAAGAUGAAUUUCCAGCCAGAGAUAGGGCUUUUUUCCAUAGAUCCCUUUGCACAUCAGGGGUUUCUUGGAUGGUGUGGGGGGUUGAUUAUGAAAAUCAACAGUAGGAUACCAUGAGGCCAAUGGAAGAGCCGAACCCAGAGUAAGAAGAGUUUUUGGGAUGUAUUACGCCAAGUACGGUACAACCUGAUUAGGAAUAAAAGCAUAGCGAUAUCUUUUAGCACCAGUACUAUAUAAUGGGGUUCAGUAAAACCAAGUCAGAUGUCGUGAUGGAAUACAAAUUUUAUUUCUUUAUUCAUAAUAAAUUUAUACUUAAUACAAUUUCAUUAAAAUUUAAAAUUUA